CCUACCACCUGAUUACUACAUGUGUGAUUCUAAAACUACCUAGGCUGAAUACCUAAGCAGGCACACAUGCAUAAAUGGCCUCAAUGUUCUACAUAAAGAUGCCCUACUGACAUUCUAUGCGAUACGCUAAAGAGACUCAAAUAAGAACACCGAUAUCUCCGGCGGGCUAAGUGAAGCCCCACCAUACGUCCCCCAUGUCAAUGCCCCUCCGUGCUGCGGUUUACCCCUCUGACUCAAAAAUGCUUCCAGGUAUUAUUGUAUUCCAGUAACACGUCCCUUAAAAUUAGUCACCACCAAAAAAAAUCCAAAAAAAUAAGGUGCGACGGCAGCUAGGAGCAACUGCAAUUUUGUUUUCCAUCGCAACUUAGUAUACCCCCCCUCUGCGUAUUCCUUACUUCGCCAACAUGACUCCCGAAGAAUCGAUCGCGUUAAUCAAGUCCAACUUGACCGAAGUCCUCAACCCUGAAAUCAUCGACGAUGUGAUUCUCAAUCAAAAGCGAGACCUCAAGGUCUAUUGGGGAACGGCCACGACAGGCAGACCGCACUGCGGGUACUUCGUCUCGAUGGUCAAGAUCGCAGAACUCCUCCACGCCGGAUGCCACGUCCGAAUCCUCCUUGCCGAUCUCCACGCCUACCUCGACAACAUGAAGGCGCCGCUGGAAUUGAUCGAGCAGCGCGUCAAGUACUACGAGUUUAUUGUCAAGAGUUUGUUAAAGGCUGUUGGCGUGGAUAUUACGAAGCUCGAGUUCUUCAAGGGAAGUUCUUACCAGAAGAGCGAGAAGUACACAAUGGAUCGGUUCAAGUUGGAGGGCAUGACAAGAAUAUCGGUUGCGCAGAAGGCAGGUGCCGAAGUUGUUAAGCAGACGGCCGACCCGUUCUUGGGCGGUCUGACCUACCCCCUAAUGCAAGCGCUAGACGAAGAGUACCUCGACGUCGACGCGCAGUUGGGCGGUCUUGACCAGCGCAAGAUCUUCACGUUUGCUUUGGAAAACCUACCGAAGAUUGGCUACAAGGUUAGGGCUCACCUGAUGCACUCUAUGGUAGCCGGUUUAGGAGAGGCGCAAAAGAUGAGCUCCAGCGAACCAGACUCCAAGAUCGACUUGCUAGAUACCCCUGAGGUGGUAGCGAAGAAGUUGAAGAAGGCUGUAUGCGUGCCCAAGAAGAUUGAAGGCAACGGUGUGGUAGCCUUCGUAGAACAUGUCAUCUUCCGGGUGGUGUCCAUCAAGACUGGUGGAAAGCCCCAUUUCACAGUGACGAGACGAGACGAAGAGCCUCUCAUCUACGAUGACAUCGAGAAGUUGAAGGCGGACUACGAGGCUGAUAUACUCACUCCCCAGCUACUAAAAUCUGCUUUGACGAAUGCGCUGAACGAACUCCUGGAACCCAUUCGCAGCGACUACGAAGCAUCAGAGGAAUGGCAGAAGAUCGCAGAACUAGCUUACCCGUCUGAAGCGAAACAAACAAAGGUGAAGAAGCAGAAGGAUAAGGGUGACCCGGCUAAGCGUGCUGCUGCACUUGCUGCGAAGACAGAGCAGUUAAAACUGAAGGAGGGUGGAGGUGAAGAAUCGAAAUAGAAAGAAAGAUGAAUAAAUGUGAAUACCGGUACCUAAGUGCUUAAACUAGAUCAAUUGAUAUCUCGUAGACUCAUAAGUACGAGGUUGAAUGAACUGUUGUGUAGUAUAUGGAUUUCACAGGUGCAUAGUACCACAUUUCAAUGUUGUACCUAGGGUACCUAACUUAACGUGUACCUAGUAAAGCAGCUAAUUGUAGGC
Molecule: messenger RNA, 1772 nt
Organism: Hypoxylon fragiforme
Lineage: Eukaryota; Fungi; Ascomycota; Sordariomycetes; Xylariales; Hypoxylaceae
Product: tyrosine tRNA ligase
Exons: 2
Coding region: 405-1574 (389 amino acids)
Biological process (GO): tyrosyl-tRNA aminoacylation
Molecular function (GO): tyrosine-tRNA ligase activity; ATP binding
Source: RefSeq, a predicted model, not a curated record